AUGGAAGGCGAGAUCAAGGAUGUGAUCAAGUAUUGGGUGGAGGGUGAGAUUAGCAAUUUCGUCGAGGUAUGGUUAUCUGUGUACGUCUCUUUGUGCUACUGCUACUUGGCUGGAAAGAUCGUCCCAAAGGGCAUGCCAAGGUUCUUGGCAUUUCUUCCCAUAAUCUGUCUCUUCGUAUAUCUCCCUCUCAAACUCCACACCUUACAUCUUGGGGUCACCACUGCCUUCUUCGUAGCAUGGCUUUCCAACUUCAAACUCCUCAUGUUUGCUUUCCACAGAGGCCCUCUCUCCGACCCUUCACUCUCUUUUCCUCGCUUCAUAGCCUUGGCAUGCCUCCCCAUCAGAAUUCGACAAAAACCACCCCCGGAGGAAACUCCACAAAAUGGUCAUCCUGAAAAUACCCCACCUCAAAAAGAGUCGUCAAAGAAGAAAAGCCAUCGAUCUGUAGUCAGUUACGCUACGAAAGGGGUCCUCUUGGCAUCCAUGAUUAAAUUGUACGACUACAGUGACCAAAUCAAUCCGCUCAUAAUCUGGAUUUUGUACUGUUUCCAUAUGUACUUUGCACUGGAAAUUAUACUAGCAAUUGUGGCCACCAUGGCACGGGUGUCACUAGGGGCAGAAUUGGAACCAACGUUUAACGAGCCCCUGUUCUCGUCGUCGCUGCAAGAUUUCUGGGGUCGCAGAUGGAACCUCAUGGUUACCCGUAUUCUCCGCCCGUCCGUAUACGAACCUGUCCACAAACUGGCAGAGAAGUUACUCGGCCGGGAGUUGGCCUCGGUUCCAGCGGUGUUAGGAACUUUCGUUGUUUCUGCCCUAAUGCACGAGCUGAUCUUUUACUAUAUGGGCCGUGCGAGGCCUACAGGGAAGCUGACUGGGUUCUUUUUGUUGCAUGGGGUUUGUAUGGUUGUGGAGGUUGCUGCUAAGAAGGCUCUCAAGAGUAGGUGGCGGUUGCCAAGGUUUCUUUCGACGGCCUUGGUGGUUGUAUUUGUCAUGGUCACCGGACUUUGGCUGUUCCUGCCGGAGAUGCUGAGGAAUAACGCUGAUGUAAGAGCUUUGAAGGAGUAUGCUGCCAUCGGUGCGUUUGUGAGGGAUGUUGGCAGAGCUUUGGCUUUUGUACCAUCAGGCAAUGCAACCAGUGCAUAG
This is a messenger RNA of Coffea eugenioides, 1143 nucleotides long. Its product is annotated as acyl-CoA--sterol O-acyltransferase 1-like. NCBI's taxonomy places the organism in Eukaryota, Viridiplantae, Streptophyta, Magnoliopsida, Gentianales, Rubiaceae. The record is from RefSeq and is a predicted model, not a curated record. Gene Ontology annotation, biological process: lipid metabolic process. Bases 1 to 1143 code for a protein of 380 amino acids. The transcript has a single exon.